Molecule: messenger RNA, 1985 nt
Organism: Apis florea (little honeybee)
Lineage: Eukaryota; Metazoa; Arthropoda; Insecta; Hymenoptera; Apidae
Gene: sprt
Product: PDZ domain-containing protein sprite
Molecular function (GO): protein binding
Source: RefSeq, a predicted model, not a curated record
AUGGUUGGAUUUCUUCCAUCUUAUCGAUCUAUUCCUCCGCCUAGACGUACGGGAUCGAAGAAGAGCGUAUUGUUCUACACGACCGAUUGCGGGGACGAGGAAGAUCUCGGAGUGAAGCUUCAGCAACGAUCCGUCUCUCUGACUGCUCUGCACACGGGAAAUGGGACGCAACAGCAAUUUCUAGAGCCAAGAAUGGCGCAAUUGGAGACGUUGGAGGCGAAGAUGGCCAGUAUAGAAGUAUCGUUAUCGACCACGCCGAGAAGGAAGAAAGGUGGAAGUAUUUCCGGCGGGUUAACGUCCCCGCCCGGUCCCCACCGGAACACCAGGGACCAUUACAAGGAAUUGGAUGCCCUUAGAAUAGCGUUGCGGGACAAGGAGAAUAUCAUUCAAACGUUGAAAGGGCAACUGUGCAACACGCUGACCAACAGAUUGGCGUUGCGAAACGGUGGCCCGCCUCUGACCGAAGCGGACAGAAAAGCGACCGAGGAACGGCUUCAAAGGUUGCGCCGGGACGCGGACAACAAACGAUUGGCGAUCAAAAAUUUGAAAUUGGCCCUCGAACGAUUGGACAUCACCGACAAUAUCGACGUACGGAUUCAACAAGCCGAGUUGGAGUACAGACUUGGACGGGAGGAACUCGAACUUUUGACGCUUCGAGAGGAGAGCAGAGCUCUCCAAGCCGCUUUGGAAUUGGCGGAGACCCAGGAAAAGCAGAAAAACGACACGAUAUUCAGUUGCAUCUCUGGCUCCGCUCAAGUGACGAUCCACGCGGUGGAAGUGAGCGCUGAUCCGAAAAGUCCCCGUUUCGGAGCCGGGCCGAGGGAGGACACGCCUGGCUUGUACGUCGAUUGGGCGGUCGAGGAUUCCGGAUUGUGCAAGGGGGAUAGAAUCUUGGAAGUGAACGGAAAACUUGUGGUGGGAGCGGGGAGAAGCGAUUUGGCAAGGCUGUUGGCGGUUGCACCCGACGCGGCGCAAAUCGUCGUCCUUCGAAAAGGCGAAUCCCUCACGGCGCUUCGCACACUUCGAUCCGAUAAUCUUAGACUGACCCAUAGGAUCGGUUAUCUGGAGGAGCAGGUCAGGGAUCUUCUCGCGCCGAGCAGAUCCGAGGUCCCCGCCGAUCCUCCGCCGACCCGUCAAGAACAAGUUCAGGUUUUUCAAAAAGGGCCACAGGUAACUGCGCUAGUCGCAAAUCUACCUGGUCUCAAUAUAAGAAAUUCGAUGGAAUUGCGGCAGAGUUUACCAACGGUAAGAAAUAGGCAUAGCGAUCAUUCGAAACGCUCGAUAGACGUGAAAAUUUCGAACGAACUUGUUGAUUCCUCGUUGGUUAGCGUUUCCAACGGUCAUCACAAAUCGCGAACUAAACAAAAACAUCAAGGAUCUUCGGUAACUGGAUCAACGGCGAGUUUAGAUUGCAAGGAGGCGCAAAUUUCGUCGCAACUGCAACGCAGGAGACCACCGCGCGUCGAAUCAGCUAUGGAACAUUUGUCCAACAAUCGGAAAAAUUCGUCUCGAGUGCAACCGUUGGACUUUGAUUCCGAACCGACCUAUUAUCGAUUGCAGGAUUCUCAAUCGCGAACGUCGGAGAAUUCUGACGUAUCGACGCCGUAUAAUUCUCAAGAAUCGAAAUCUCGUCCGGCACCACCGAAAAAACCGCUUCGAUUAUCGUUACAUCGUGCAGCUAGUCUUCAAUCUGUAGAAAGUGCGCCACCAGCUACGCUUCAUGACGUGGUGAAAAAAUCGAUGAAGAGAAAUCACAAAAGUGACCCAUCACCGUUGGAAAAAAGUAUUCGAGCGGAAUCGAACGGAGAUGCGAAUAAUCAAACGGGAGAAUCGUUCUCUAACGCGUCUCAACCCCCACCGAGGACACCUUCCAGAGCGGAAUCUUGUCAGAGCGCGUUACGAUGGCCUUCCCCCAAGCCGAGGCCUCAUUUAACAUCUGUCACCAUGGAAAAGUGGUGUUAGACGAGAAGAUAAAAAACGAUCGA